AUGCUGAGGCUUCUGAACCGGGCUUUGGCCUUCUUCCAGAGGCGGCGGGCAAACCUCCAUGAAGGAUGGCAAAGGCUGAUGCCAGGUCCUGUCAAAGUGAGAACUAUGCAAGGAAUUGUCACAAAAUUAUGUGAUGAUCAUGGCUUGAUUGAUGAAUGCAUCUACUUCAGUACUGAUGUUGUGACUGGCAAUAUACCUCUCACAGUGGGACACAGAGUUUUUGCAGUUGUAGAAGAAGAUCAAGUAUCUUCUGAAGUGAAAGCAAUCAAAGUGGAGCCUGUCUAUGAUUAUUUCGCUAAUUUUGGAAUGCCAGAUCCUGGAACAAAAAUUCUAAUUGGUUGUGUUGUUUCUAUAAUGGAGGACAUGAUCUAUAUUCAUAAAGGAACUUCCUUCUGCCUAGAUACUGUUUGUGAAGGUUUUGUGCCCUAUAAGGGUGACUGGCUGGAGGUCGUGUAUUCCAUGGAGCCAGGUGCGGCACACAUCAAGGCGCACUCCGUGAGGCCUCUCAGCUCUCGGCAGGUGGAAGAGGUCAAAAUUAGUAGUGUCCAUGGAAGAGAAGGAGUGAUUGAUGACAGUAUCUUUUUCACCCUGGAUUCACUGCAGUUCCCUGCUGGUUAUGUACCUCAGCCAUGUGACAUCGUCAACGUGGUCAUAGUGGAGAGCACUCAGUCCUGCUAUCUGUGGAGGGCGAUUUCCAUGACCCCUGUUUACAAAUACUAAUAUCCAAACCUUUCAUUCCCUGCUCAUUCUUCCUUCUAUGUGCAGUAAA
This is a messenger RNA of Cavia porcellus (domestic guinea pig), 769 nucleotides long. RefSeq names its product cancer/testis antigen 55 (gene Ct55). The transcript is spliced from 5 exons. The record is from RefSeq and is a predicted model, not a curated record. Bases 1 to 720 code for a protein of 239 amino acids. Lineage: Eukaryota; Metazoa; Chordata; Mammalia; Rodentia; Caviidae.